AUGCGAUUCCACUUGGCUUUCGUACUAGCACAUUUGCUGUCCACAGCUGCCGCAGGUGUCAUUGGCCCCCAGGGUUCUGUACAAGACGGCAACCACUUGCUGCGAAGGAAAGGCGGCGGCAGCGGCGGCGGCCGUGGAGGAGGAGGAGGAGGAGGAGGAGGAGGAAGUGGUGGUGGUGGUGGCGGUAGCCCCUUCACUGGAGGCUUCGGAAGCGCUGGGAGCAACGGUGGUGGCUUCCGUGGAAACACAGCCUCUGGAUCCAACAUCGGUGGUACGUCUCGUGGAGGCUCCGGCCCUACACGAGCAUACGGCGGAGGCGGCUAUUACGGCGGAGGCGCUGCCUCUCCCUACAGAUCCGGGGCUGCAACAGCUGCUGGCGUUGGUGCUUUGGCUUUCGCCGCUGGAGCUCUUGCCUUUUGGCCUGGUCUCUGGAUCUAUGGCGCUUACCUUUAUCCACAUCGCAAUGACUAUUCUUUCUACAACAGCACAGCUCAGCGCAACGAGAGCCUUCCCGUUGUCUGCGCUUGUGCCAAGUACGCCGUGUGCGGAUGUGAUGAAAAUACGGCCAUCACGAAGGAACUUGUCGGCAACGGCACUUACUCGGCUUUGAACAAGAGCAUCAUCAAUGUCGGCGACUACAACGGCCGGAAGACCUUGUUGAUCAAUGGCACCUUGCCCAACGGAACGACCGCCGAUGGCCCAGACCAAGAAACCAGUGCCGGUGUCGCCAUGUCCAGCCUAGACAUGAGCGCUGGUCUAUGGCCUGCCGUGACCUGCGUCAUCGCAGCCAUCCUUCUUUGCUGA
Molecule: messenger RNA, 804 nt
Organism: Ustilaginoidea virens
Lineage: Eukaryota; Fungi; Ascomycota; Sordariomycetes; Hypocreales; Clavicipitaceae
Exons: 2
Coding region: 1-804 (267 amino acids)
Source: RefSeq, a predicted model, not a curated record